Messenger RNA from Carassius gibelio (silver crucian carp), 513 nucleotides. RefSeq names its product fucolectin-5-like. The record is from RefSeq and is a predicted model, not a curated record. Bases 1 to 513 code for a protein of 170 amino acids. NCBI's taxonomy places the organism in Eukaryota, Metazoa, Chordata, Actinopteri, Cypriniformes, Cyprinidae. The transcript is spliced from 3 exons.
AUGCCACAUCUACAAGACGAUGACGAGGACAUUGACAUUAUCGCAUCACACAGCUGUCUGACUAAAGAUCCUGAGUUUUCAGAGAAUUUGGCAUUAAAAGGGACGGCUGUACAGUCAUCCACAUAUUAUAUCUAUGGAGCUGCAAACGCCAUCGACGGCAUCAGAUACGCUCCAGGUUUAGCCUCAAGCUGCUCCAUCACACCAAAUCAACUCAACCCGUGGUGGAGGCUGGACCUGCUGGAUUCUUACUAUAUUUACAAAGUGACCGUCACCAACAGAGCCGACGGCUAUUUGGAGACAACAGCUGGAGUAGAGAUCCGCAUCGGAAACUCUCUGGAGAACAAUGGCAACAACAAUCCCAGAUGUGGUGUCACUUCACUUGCCCCAGCAGGCAGUUCUGUUAGUUUCUCUUGCGGUGGAAUGGAAGGUCGUUAUGUGAACAUGUACAUUCCUGGCAUCCAGAAGUCUCUCGCGCUGUGUGAAGUGGAGGUUUAUGGAACAGGUAAUUUAUGA